This is a messenger RNA of Papilio xuthus (Asian swallowtail), 2633 nucleotides long. RefSeq names its product Ribosomal protein S6 kinase (gene S6k). NCBI's taxonomy places the organism in Eukaryota, Metazoa, Arthropoda, Insecta, Lepidoptera, Papilionidae. Gene Ontology annotation, biological process: signal transduction; protein phosphorylation. Gene Ontology annotation, molecular function: ATP binding; protein serine/threonine kinase activity. The transcript is spliced from 10 exons. The record is from RefSeq and is a predicted model, not a curated record. Bases 712 to 2049 code for a protein of 445 amino acids.
AUUUUUAUGUUAUCAAGUUAUAACUUAAGUCUUGUACAUAUACGGCGACGGGAAUCGUGCGGUUUUAGAACAGCUGAAAAAACGCGCGGUUAUGAUGUACAUAUUGUAUAGUUGUCAGAUAUGACCAAUUACUUAUUGACCAACAAUGUGGGACCUUUAGGAUCAAUAAUUUAUUAUUUUUUUAAAACAGCCAAUUUGCCAUGUGUUCUUUAUUUGCAAUUAGCAAUAUAAUGUAAAAAAUAGACCGCUAUCGGGCACCUAUUACAAAAUAGCAUUGACAUAUUUAAUACCGUAUUUUACUUUUUGUAAGAUCGAAGUUUUGUAAGAAGAAGAAGUUGUGCCAACCGCUUACCCGUCGAUGACAGAACGCCAUCACGAUUUUGAGAUUUUAAACCGCACGAUUCAGAAAAGCGCGGUUCAUUCAUUUGUACAGGGCCUUAGGCUACAAUUAGCUACAAAGCUACAGCUACAAUUUGAUUUGGUAGUGCUACACUUGUAACUUUUCUAAUCUAUGAGCAAUUUUUGCUGUGCAUUUGUCUUGUUUGUUCCUUAUAAUUUUUCGUCAUAACUUUGAUCAAAACAUAAGAUAAAAAGUUUUACUGUGGUGAUAAUUAAUUGAAAAAUUAUAUCGUGUAAUUAAUUUAUAAUAAAAUAUCCCACGUUACGUGACUGUGCUAACUACAGUUGUAUUGCUGAUGUGAUAUUACUGAAAUGUCAUCGUAUAUGGCAGGUGUUUUCGAUUUAGAUUUGGAUGUUGAUACAGUUACAGUUGGAGAUUCUGACGAAGACGAUAUUAUUGAAGUUGAUGAGGUUGAUUAUGAUCCCGAACUUAAUGUGCAUAACAUAGCUGAAUCGGAGUGUUCAGAAACUAUACAGUUAUCAGAAGACAAUGUAAAUCCGGGACAGUGCAAGCGUCUAGGACCGCAAGAUUUUGAAUUAAGAAAAGUGUUAGGAAAAGGUGGCUAUGGCAAAGUAUUUCAAGUACGAAAAAUCACAGGGCCUGAUGCAGGUGCUCAUUUUGCAAUGAAGGUUCUUAAGAAAGCUUCUAUAGUUCGUAAUCAGAAAGAUACUGCCCACACUAAAGCAGAAAGAAAUAUUUUGGAAGCUGUCAAGCAUCCAUUCAUAGUUGAAUUAGUAUAUGCUUUCCAAACUGGUGGAAAACUGUAUUUAAUUUUAGAGUAUUUAAGUGGUGGAGAACUUUUUAUGCAUCUAGAGAGAGAAGGUAUUUUUCUUGAAGACACUGCUUGCUUUUAUUUAUCAGAAAUCAUAUUAGCACUGGAACAUUUACAUAGUUUGGGCAUCAUUUAUCGUGAUCUCAAACCAGAGAAUGUUCUCCUAGAUGCUCAGGGUCAUGUAAAACUAACUGAUUUUGGGUUAUGUAAAGAACAUAUACAAGAAGGUAUUGUUACACAUACAUUUUGUGGUACAAUUGAAUAUAUGGCGCCAGAAAUUUUAACAAGAAGUGGCCAUGGAAAAGCUGUAGAUUGGUGGAGUUUAGGUGCUUUAAUGUAUGAUAUGCUGAUUGGCCAGCCUCCAUUCACUGGUGAUAAUCGCACUAAAACAAUAGAAAAAAUAUUAAAAGGAAAACUCAUGUUACCUGCUUACCUUACACAAGACGCACGCGAUUUGAUAAGACGCCUUAUGAAGCGGUCGGAAACCCAACGCCUGGGCGCCGCCGGCGCUUCUGCGGUGCGCGGACACGCAUUCUUCAAACAUGUGCACUGGGAUGAUGUUUUUAACAGAAGACUGGAACCACCAAUGAAACCAAUUCUAUCAAGUGAAGAUGAUGUUUCACAAUUUGAUACAAGAUUUACUUUACAAACUCCCAUCGAUUCCCCGGAUGAGUCUACACUUAGUGAAAGUGCUAACCUAAUGUUCCAGGGUUUCACAUACGUCGCCCCGUCCGUGCUGGAUGAGGUGCACAAGCCGCGCGUGGUGACGGCGCGCUCGCCACGACGACCACGCUCGCACCACGCGCCCUUCGCCGCUCCCGCCGCCUCGCACGCGCUGCAGGAAGACCUCAUGGAUGUACAAGGUCUACCUAUAUAGCCUAGGAUAAUUCACAUAGUUGACCAUUUUAUACAAAUGAUGAAUACAACAAAAGCUGCCCAUCUUGUAAUAAUGUCCGUAAAAUAAUGGUACUGUUUUAUACUACUAUUGUUAAUGUACAUUUUAUACGAGUUACCGUUUAGUUUAAUAUUUUGGUAGGGUUUUAACACUUAUAAUAAAACGUUCUAACUCCGAUUAUAUUACAGAGUAAAAAUAAUUUAAAAAUAUACCUUGUUACCACGCUUCAUGAAUUGAAUUAAAGGUCAUUUUUAUUUUGUAAUUUGUGUUUGAUUUAUAAACAUUGGCGAUGCAACUUCUUAACACAAAUACAUAGAUUCAUCAACGUCAAGGUGGGAACAUUUGAUUGGCAUUUGUAGCACUUGUCACUGAACAUACAACCUGUUGUAUGUCUGUUUACGUUUGCUGAUCGAGAUUUGUAGCUAUUUACAAAUUAAAUAUGUAUGGUCUACAUUCACAACAAUGGCAAUGCUUGUCAAAAACUUUUGAAAAUGAUAAGGCACAUAAAUAUACAAUGAUAUGAUGGUGCUAAGUCCAUAGCAGAUAUUCUUAUAACUAUUCUGAUA